Molecule: messenger RNA, 956 nt
Organism: Dromiciops gliroides (monito del monte)
Lineage: Eukaryota; Metazoa; Chordata; Mammalia; Microbiotheria; Microbiotheriidae
Gene: MRPS24
Product: mitochondrial ribosomal protein S24
Exons: 4
Coding region: 247-753 (168 amino acids)
Biological process (GO): translation
Cellular component (GO): mitochondrion
Source: RefSeq, a predicted model, not a curated record
GACGGGGGAGUAUAUUCCACUAAGUGACAAGUUGAGGAGGUUUUAGGCUAUUGUAGACGUUCCUGUCAUCAAGCCGAUCCUUCUUCAUUGGGCUUCCCCCUUCUCGACAAGUUACCUGCUCCUUGCCAAUCCCGCACAGGGAGCAGUGGUUCCUUCCCGCAGUGUUUAGUCCCCCCCAUCCACUUGGUAUAGUCUAAACGGCAUCCUUGCUUCCCGUCACCCCUCUCGGCCGACGCCCGUCCCAAGAUGGCGGCGCCCUUGUGCGGCGGCCGGUUCGGCCUGCGGGUGGCCGUUUCUGGGGUCCCAGAGCUGCUGUCCGCCAGCUGCGGCAUCCACACAACCGCGGUUUGCUGCAAGAACCGAGCGGCCCGGGUCCGAGUGGGGAAGGGGGACAAGCCUGUAACCUACGAGCAAGCCCACCCCCCGCACUUCAUCGCCCACCGCAAGGGCUGGCUGUCCCUGCACACGAGUAACCUAGACGGAGAGGAGGGGGCUGCCGAGAGGACGGUGGAGGACGUCUUCCUCCGAAGGUUCCUGUACGGCACCUUCCCGGGCUGCCUGGCCGACCAGGUGGUCAUCAAGCGUCGGGCCAACCAGCUGGUCAUCUGCCUGCUGCUGCUGCAGCGCAUGCCGCCCUCCAAGAUGUACUUCCUUGUGGGCUAUAGCGAGGCGCUGCUCUCCACCUUCUACAAGUGCCCGGUGACCCUGUGCCUGCAAACCGUGGCCCACAAGCCGGUGUACAAGCACAUCUAGGCUCCCCUGGCCCUCGAUGACCGCGACUGGGCGAGAGGGGCGGGGCCGGGGGAGGGGCCUCUGGCCUCCGGACUGUGCGAAGCUGCUGUGAAAUAAAACCUCCCCCCAUCUUAAUUGUGGCUUCCAAAGGAGGGAUCAGUGAUCUCUGUGGCUGUGAUUUCUCGUUAAAUUAAUGUGUAUAAUAAAACUUUUUGUUUCUGGUA